AAAUGAUAAACCGUAAUGAAGAUCAUGUGGCUGGAACAUCUCUCUUCGACUACUGAGCACACUCUUUGCUGCACAACUGGGUCUGGCAAGAGCUCAAGACUUAUUGGGUCUUCGAAGAUAUUGAUUUUGGAGACGAGGAGACAGAACAGAUGUUCCAGAAGCAUAGAUUGAAAACUAUUAAAGCCAAUUGGAGGUUUAUCCUGUUAGUAUUAAAACUCAAAUUUUUGGUCAUCGCCGCUUGUUUCCAAUUUCAGCAGGAGUAUGUCUCAAACUUUGAGAAAUUUACCCCAGUCACGAUGUUCUUUCUUCUAUUUGUGCUGAAGUACUUUAUCUACACAAACGAUUUUGUAGCAAGGUAUGGGUCAAUCUUCUAUAUCUUCUGAUUUGGGUGAUUCAUGACAAACAUAAACCUUGAAGUAAUACAAUUUAGACUUUAUGAAGGAUUCUUGUUUCAUAUUUCAGUCUCAUUUCUGCUAUCGACAUGACUAUUAUCAGACUGGAGAAUAUCAUCCGUUGCUAUACUGAUGGUCUACUCUAAUCUUUGUAUCAUGCUAAAGACAUUUUAUGACCAGAUGCCAAACUCAGUCUUAUUAGCACUGAUAUUUUCCUGAACUGCUUUUUGCUUCAAUGCUUUUCUUAUUUCUAGAAAUUAUAAACAGGAAUUCUUAUCAUCACAUAAAGCGAAGCAGGCUUCAUCACAAUUAAAGAAGAUUCUAAAGGGGCUACCAGAAGGCGUAGUUAUUAUGGAUGAGCAAGGUGGUCAACUUAAGUUAAUCAAUAAGAAACUAAAGCAAACUUUUAAUCUAUCACUAUUCUACAAGAGUCAAAAAGAAAGCAUCGAGCUAUCCAGAGUACAAGAUGAAAUCAACGAAUCGUUUGAUAAGAUUUAUUCCAAGAAGAAUGCUGGUGGUACAGACUUGAAAGACAAUAAGAAAUACUUGGAGAAUAUCUUCAACCAUUUCAUAAUCAAGAUCAGUAAGGAUAGAGUUGAAGAAGGAAAAGGAAAUGAUCCUGAUGUUCAAAUAAGACAGUAUCAAGAGAUGCCGUUACCACUCUUCCUCAACGAUGAGAGAAAGUUGUGACAGGAUGACAUAGAUAAUGAAAGAAGCACUAAAGUGUCUAUAUCAUACUCUAAAAAGCAUAUUUGAAGAGAAGUGGAAUUCUUAAAGAGAGAUUUUGUUGUGAAGACGGCUAAAAUUAACAUGACGGAAGUUCGUGAUAGUAAACCUACAUUUUAAUCAUAUGUUUAUCGACACCACUCAGAUUAUACAACUAGAAGAAGCCAAGGCCCAGAGUAACUACCAGCGCCAAAUGCUCUCCAAUGUGUCACACGAGUUCAGGACUCCACUCAACGCGAUGUCUCUGUCGCUGCUCCUGAUGAAGCCUUACAUCAAUGAAGACUUGUCGAAGUUCCAUAUGAUCGCGACUUCAUCGUGAGACAUUCUGAAAGGACUUGUCGAAGAUAUUUUGGAUUUCUCCAAGAUCGAGGCUGGAGUUUUCGAAGUGCAGGAGUCUGAGUUCACUUUCAGCCAACUCUUUGACGAAGCCAAGUCCAUCUUUGAGAUGCAGACCCAGAUGAAAGGGAUAAGCCUGAACUUCCAAAUGGAAGACAUGCUCGCAGACCUCGUUGUGAAAUCAGACAAGCAGAGGCUCAAACAGAUUCUGCUGAACUUAUUGUCGAAUUCUCUGAAGUUCACAGACAGAGGGUUCAUCAAUGUUGAAUUGAAAAUACAGAGACUUCAAAGAAUCAGGAGAGAAACAUUAGAGAAUAGUGAUAUGUCAAUCACUCUGCCUUCUGAGUUACUAGACGAAAUCUCAGUAUGAAAUAUUCUUUUUGGGUCAAAUAACUACCAGUUCAAAGCUCAACCAUCAAGAUUUGAUCGAAUGGCUAUUGAUCCUUGUCGUGGAGAUAAAACAACUGGGAGAAUAUGCCAAAGAGAAGGAGAUGAUUCAUUAUCCUCAGAGUUUACGAAAGAACUCAAGGUAGAGCUCAGUGUGACCGAUACUGGCAUUGGGAUCCCUGAAUGAGACUUACCUUCUUUAUUUAAGGUAUUUGGCAAGACCCGAUCAAAUCACAAUAGGAACCAGACAGGUACGGGACUGGGACUUACUAUCUGAAAGAAGCUUUGUGAGAAAUUAGGAGGAAAAAUAUCCCUAAAAUCUAAAGAAGGAUUGGGUACGAAAGUAACUUGCUCAUUCAUAUGUUUCUAUUAG
This is a messenger RNA of Moneuplotes crassus, 2214 nucleotides long. Lineage: Eukaryota; Ciliophora; Spirotrichea; Euplotida; Euplotidae. The record is from the annotation of a GenBank genome assembly.